Messenger RNA from Nelumbo nucifera (sacred lotus), 916 nucleotides. RefSeq lists its product as uncharacterized. Lineage: Eukaryota; Viridiplantae; Streptophyta; Magnoliopsida; Proteales; Nelumbonaceae. The record is from RefSeq and is a predicted model, not a curated record.
AAAGACAGACGCAGACCCAAACCAUUUGGUGUAUUAACCCAGUGCAACUGUGCAAGCGGGAGCGGGCAUUUUAGAAUCUUUCCAUCGGAACGGUUACCGAGGCUGUGGUUUAUACCUUCCAGCAGAGGAAGGAGAGGAUUAUGGAGUCCACUUCCAAGUCUUCCGGCCCUGCCACUAAGCGACCUUCAAAACGCCUGCUAUUUGAUAGGCGUUACGGUUGGGUGGUGGAUGACUGGAAAGAUCCAUCUGAAGAAGCUUUGGCCGGCGGUAGAGGAAUGUUCUGCAUUUUGCCUCUUGCAAAGGGAUUGAUAAAGCUGGGCUCGCAAUCGAUUAAUCUUGCAGUGAGUUCUGCACUUAAAGUUAUUGAAAGGCCUGAUCAAUUUUCUCCUCAACUUUUGCAAGCAAGCCUAAAUGAUCAAUUUCAUAAAUUCAUGUCUUCCAUGAAAGGACCUAAUUUCAGCUUCUUCACUGCUGGUGUAAAUUCGCCAGUUCUCUCUACAAGCGGCUUGCAGCACUUGCCCCUGGAAAGCAGUGGUCCACCCAGUGGCUAAAUGUCUUAGUUGUGAAAUCAUUCUAACCAGUUGGUUGGCAUCAGCUAUUAAAUCAAUGAAUGUCAGAAAGUGACCAAGCGUUUUGCAGGAGUGAUAAACUAGAAAAUAGCAUGCUUUCCAUGACUGUUUAAAGUAGCAUUUAUUCAGUUAGAGGAAUUACCAUCACUAGACAAAAUGUUAAUAGUUUGUGAGGAAUGCUAAGCAUAAGGGUUGACCAACUCCUUACAAAUGUGCAUUAAACACCAUAGAUCCGAUCUGGUGCAUCUUAUAGAAGCAGAACCCUGUUGAAUAGUCCGUUUUCUUCUUGAUCAACCUGUAUUCAUAGCAUUAUUCAUAGAUUUGUAUAUUUCCUAUUGGUUGAACCA